AUGGCCUACGCUAAACCGUUUCCCCUUGCUGCACCCCAGCAAAAAGCCCCUGCCCAACCCGUCUUUGGACCCGACCUGGCGGUUCGGCUCAUCUGUCCAGAAUGCAGAGACCCGAAUCCCAAUAUCGUUGAAGAGUUUGGUAGUGGAGAUCUUGUCUGUGGCAAUUGCGGGCUAGUUUUAGGUGAUCGCAUUGUUGAUACGAGAAGCGAAUGGCGGACAUUCGCCAACGAUGAAGGUGAUGAUCCUUCUCGUGUUGGUGCCGCCUCGGAUCCGUUGAUGGAAGGAAUCGAGCAAUUGGACACCGUCAUCAGUUUCCGUGACGGUGGGUCCGGUAUAGCACGCGAACUCCAGCGCGCUUCGUCGCGGUCGGUAAACGCUCGCUCUGAGAGAAACAUCCUCGGUGCAUUCCGCGAUAUUUCCAGUUGGUGCGACCAAUUCUCCCUGCCCAAAACCAUCAGCGAUAUCGCCAAGCAGCUCUACAAACGUGCAGAUGAAGAAAAACUGCUUCGUGGGAAACCCAUGGAGUCCGUCAUCGCUGCGUGCAUCUUCAUUGCGUGCCGUCAGGCCCAUGUACCUCGUACGUUCCGCGAGAUAUGCAAUCUCACGCAUGUCCCAAAGAAGUUGCUGGGCCAAUGUUACAAAGCCCUCGAACAGGCCUUCAAUUUGUCCCCUGGUGCCACGAGCGCACAUUCGGCUUCAUCUCCUGGAGCAGGACCUGAAAACCUUCUAGUCCGUUACUGUAAUCACCUUGACUUGCCCCCUAAUGUGCAGGCCAUCUGUAGCGAUAUUAUUAUCGCUGCAAGGCAGCAUGGCAUUGCAGAUGGUCGGAGUCCAGUGUCAAUCGCUGGAGGGGCCAUCUAUUUCACGUGCAACUUGCUGGGCAUUAACAAGUCCGUCAGGGAUAUAAGCACUGUUGCAGGGGUCAGUGAGUCGACAAUCAAAUUGGUAUAUCGACUUUACUACGCGGAUAAGGAGAAGCUGGUGAAGAAGGCGUGGAUUGAUGAGGGCAAAGCCAGGCUCGAUCGUCUUCCUUUUGAUGCAACGAAGUAA
Psilocybe cubensis is the source of this 1050-nucleotide messenger RNA. RefSeq lists its product as uncharacterized. Bases 1 to 1050 code for a protein of 349 amino acids. Gene Ontology annotation, molecular function: RNA polymerase II general transcription initiation factor activity; TBP-class protein binding. The record is from RefSeq and is a predicted model, not a curated record. Gene Ontology annotation, biological process: transcription initiation at RNA polymerase II promoter; transcription preinitiation complex assembly. The transcript has 2 exons. NCBI's taxonomy places the organism in Eukaryota, Fungi, Basidiomycota, Agaricomycetes, Agaricales, Agrocybaceae. Gene Ontology annotation, cellular component: nucleus; transcription preinitiation complex.